Molecule: messenger RNA, 5191 nt
Organism: Octopus sinensis (East Asian common octopus)
Lineage: Eukaryota; Metazoa; Mollusca; Cephalopoda; Octopoda; Octopodidae
Product: ceramide kinase-like
Exons: 13
Coding region: 970-2214 (414 amino acids)
Molecular function (GO): kinase activity
Source: RefSeq, a predicted model, not a curated record
AUCAUCAUCAUCUUCAUGAUCAUCAUUAUCAUCAUCACUCACCAUCAUCAUUAUCAUCAUCAUCAAGACGGAAAACUAUAUCUCCGUCGCGACUGUCGCUGUUACAUACUACUACUACUACUACUACUACUACUGAGACUUCGUGCUUCGGACACUGAUCGCUCUAAGUGAUAGCUGUGAUAAUAACAGCAGAAAUACUUCGGUUCAGUUCAGUAUUAAAUGUUAGCAACGACAGCGAUCGCAGUUACAGCAGUAAAGUUAGCGGUUUGUUAUAUCAUCAAACUCCGUCAACACCAUCGAUUCCUGUGGCAAUAAAAGAAAAAAAACACAUCAUCACCACCACACCAUCACCAUCGCCACCACCACCACUACCAACAACACCAACAACAAUAACAGCAACAACAAACAUUCCAGCAAUUUAUCUGUAGUUAGCAUCAGUGGCAGUUUUACACAGCAAGCCUGCUACCAUCAUCGUCACUAGAGCAGCAUUAGCGCUGGUAUUUAUUUCGUUUACUUCAUUCAUUGUAUUGCUGUUGUAACGGACCAGACGAGGUGGGGGUCUAGCGAAAUGUCUCUCAAAACUGACGACAGCGGUCUCACAUGGACGACAGCAGGUGGACAAACAGGCUUGCAUGGGUCAGACGGAUUACGUUGAGGCAGAUUUUCUAUGUCCAGAUGUCCUUCUUGUUGUCCACCUCACCUGUUUUCAGGCCAGGGUAUAUUUCCCCAUAGCCAGAGACAAUCCCUUUUGUCGAUAUCAUAAAAAUUUGCUGCCAAGAUGAACCUGACACAAAGAAAGCAAGUUCUACCAAUAAAAAGGUCAAUUAUUUUGGUAAGAAAAAAGGAUCCCCUAGUACAAAAAAAUGUGCUGCAGACUUGACAGAUGAUACUCCUGUUAAAACAGAGCCUGUCAAUGACUCCAGAGACAAGCUCAGCUCUGUCGAGCAUAGUGCUGAGGACAGUGAAAAGAUGGUUGCACCAGCAGUGGAGGAUCUUAAGUCAAUUGACAGCAACAGUCAAACUUUAGUGCUGUCAUAUGUCAAACAUGGUAUAAACAGGCGCAUGUUCAUCUCAGAAGAAAGCUUCACAAUGGAACCUCAAGAAUCACAAGAGGUACUUCAGACAGUCAAGGAAUGCUUGAAGAAUGUUCAGCGACCUCGUAAACUCAUGGUUCUACUCAACCCCUAUUCUGGAGCAGGAAAUGCCUCAAAGAUAUUUUCCUCUGCUAAGUCUAUAUUUGAAACUGCUGGAAUAAGUUGCGACAUCACAAUUUUAUCUGAAACAAAUGACCUACCAACUGUAAUACAGAACAAGGAUCUAGCUCAAUUCAAUGGUGUAGUUGUAGUUGGAGGAGAUGGUUCAGUAAGCCAAACAGUGACUUGCCUGAUGCAAAAAGUUCAGAAGGAUGAUAGCAUUGAUCCACCAUCAAAUCAGGAGAAGAAGUGUCCCUUACCUAUUGGAAUUAUACCUGCUGGUACUGGUAACAUGAUGGUAAAGAUGUUACACGGCAAUGAUGAUAUCAUAACAGCAACACUUCACAUCAUACGAGGAUUUCACCAAUCCAGCAACAUGUACAGCAUUUAUCAAGAUGGCAAAUUAUCCCUGUAUUCGUUCCUCAUGAUAGGUUUUGGAUUUUCAGGAGAGUUAAUCAAGUCCUCUUUGAGCAAGAGUUGGAUGGGUUCUGCCAAGUAUCUGUUUUCGCUGUUGGCCUGUUUAUUUUCAAAACGACAACCUCUGAAGUUGAAGCUGUCCUACAGAUUAGUUCGGGACACUGACACCAGUUGUGGAAUCGAUGUAGACACCGAAAAGAUCAGUGCAAGCAGAGCAAAUGAGGAAGAGGGAAAAUGGGAAACUAUUGAAGAUGACAUCCAAGGAAUUGAAAGUUUUUUGGUGUCUUUCAUGGAAUCUGGUCCCACAUUGAAGUACAGCUUUGGUGAGAAUAGUGGCCAGCUAUUCAUUAUAAAAAAAUGUUCCUUGGGUGAACAUAUGAAGUUUUACGGUCAUUUGAAGAGUAAUAAACCAUCUGUGUUUGGCCUGAAUUAUGUAGACUGUGUACAGAUGUCCUCAUGUAGGAUCGAACUUGUUGAGCCAAACCUCAUCAGCAAUCGAAAUGUGUACCUGAACUGUGAUGGGGAGUUAUUAACUAUAACAUCAAAUGUAAUUGAUAUCAGGUUUCAUCAUUCUGGCUUGAGAAUAUUUAGCAGUCCAACUUAAGACAUUAUAUCAGUGGAAGAAUUACAUAUGUGAAGACAGCACCCACACUCUGUCUAUGAUUUAAAAUCAUGGGGCACAUCGUACCAACUAAAGUUUUAUAUAUAUGCAUACAUACAUGUAUGUGUGUGUACAUAUAUAUGUAUGUAUGCUUAUGUGUGUUUGUGUGUGUGUGUGUGUAUAUAUAUAUACAUAUAUAAUAUGGGUGGCUUGUUAGUAAUUUUUCAACCAAAAGGCUAAAAUAUAUAUGUCACUAAAGCAACUGAGAGUGCUAUUCAGCACUAUUAUUGCUAGAUAUAAGAGUCAAAAACAACUCAUAAUCACAAUAACGCACUAUCUUAUAUAUAUUGACAAAGCCAACAUAUAUAUAUUGACUUUUAAGUUUCUCUCUAUGGAUUUCCUAUAGAAUUCAGAGACAGGUCUGUAAGUUGUUAAGCUUUGUAUAUGAAUACAUCUUUGUUUACAUAGAUGUAUUUCUAUAUGAAAUAUCAUAAUUUGCAGUGCAGUGUAGGUGCUGAGUUCUAUCAGAAAUCUAUAAGCUCAAAAGUGAGUAUACUGCACUGCUAACACAAGAUGAGACACAAUAUUGACUUGUAAAAAUUUUAAUAUACUUGAUAGUAUGUUUUGGUUGCAAAACAAAACACUGUGACCUUGCCAGCUUUAAAUAUAUAUAUAUAUAUAUUGAUAAUGAUAGAAAGAAAAAUUAGUUAGAAGUAAUGGAGACAUCAUUUCUUUAUUUAUUUAUAUACAGAUAUAAAAAGUCUUUGAAUUUUGCUAAGGAAAUGAAAUAAAAUACUGAUUGACUUUCCAGGGCUAAACAACACAAAAACAAUGUGACCCUUAGGAAAAUUCAAAGACCUGAAAAUUCAAAGACCUGAAAAUUCAAAGGCCUAGCUGUAAAUAGAAAAAGAAAGAAAAGAUGCCUCCAAUACAGCUAAUGUUUCUUUACGUCAUUAUUAAUAUAAUUAUCCUGUUCAUUACCAUUACCUUUUAUUUGUACAUAUACACAUAUUCUUAAUAACCUGCUGUUAUAGCUCAAUACAUAUAUGCUUUAGAAUAAAGUGUGAGACAAACACAGAAUAUAAUAUGAAAUUAAUGGAAUGACAAGGGAACAGGGAUUACAUACUCAACUUCAUUAGCUUUUCAUCAUUCACAUCUCUAUCUGGCCUAUCCCAUGACCCAUACACCUCUUGCCAUGACUCUCUAAGGACUCCUUACCACACUGUCUAUUUCUCUCUUCCAGUCCCCUUUCCCUUACAUUUUUUCCGUCCAUGCUCACUGAUAUAAUUCACUAAUUUAAAUUUUUCGCAUACUUUUUUCUAGAAAGUUAUUGACCGUCUUCCGUCCUUUUUUGAUCGGUCGUGAUUUUGCCUUGUUGGAAUUCCAGCAAACUGCCUCACUUGACUAGCCUAAUGUAAGUGAUGGUUUAGUCACCAAUGACCUGACCAUGUAACAAGUUGUACUAGAUUAUAUGUCACUAACAGUACACAUAAGAGACCUACAUACAUACCUACAUACACACACACACACACAUGUCACCUUCACUCAUCACUCCUCUUUCUUAUCACCCUUGUUGUGUCCUGCCCCACAGGCCCUACACUGAUUAUUAUACCCAGAAUAUUGGCCUUUUGGAAUUUCCUCCUUGCUCAUAUCUUUCCCCAAAGAUGUUGCCUUAGAAAGGUUUAUAUGGCAGUGAGCUGGCAGAAACGUUAGCACACCGGGCGAAAUGCAUAGCCAUAUUUUGUCUGCCGUUACGUUCUGAGUUCAAAUUCCACCGAGGUCGACUUUGCCUUUCAUCCUUUCGGGGUCGAUUAAAUAAGUACCAGUUACGCACUGGGGUCGAUAUAAUCGACUUAAUCCAUUUGUCUGUCCUUGUUUGUCCUCUCUGUGUUUAGCCCCUUGUGGGUAGUAAAAAAAAAUAGGUUUAAGUGAAACAUUAAUCAUAUCAACAAUCUAGUGGGGCCUGCAAGUGCUAUGGGUACUACUCCCUUUCUUUAGAUCCAGCAAAUAAAUAUAUGUAAAUGUAAUACACCCAUAUUAUAUAUAUCAAUACAUCAUUCUCUGAUGUAUAUCCUAUAGUUUAGCUUUCAUGAGAGGUGUUGAUUCCUAAUGAUGAUUAUUAGAUUUGAUUUAACAUAUCUGGCAAUGGUUCAUUAUCAACUUAAUAUCUUCAACUAUGUAAAGAAAUUUAUCAUAGUUUUGAAAUAACCAGGGCAACUUAGUUGUUUAUGUAAAGUUAGUAAUGGUUUUUUCAUUUGAUUUCCAAUAUUGGUGGAGACACAGCACCUAUAGAAAAGGAAGAGAGAAUCAGCAAAUAAUUGAAAUUAGCAGUUGGAUAGCAUAUACUGGCAUUAGGAAGGGCAUCCAGCUGUAGAAAGUCUACCAGAUCAGAUUGGAGCCUGGUGCAGCCAUCUGGUUUGCCAGACCUCAGUCAAAUCGUCUAACCCAUGCUAGCAUGGAAAGCAGACGUUAAACGAUGAUGAUGAUAAUCAUUUUAAAAUGUUUUUAUGUAACUCUAUAAAUUUUUAUACAUAAGUGAUGUGUAGGGUUGAACGAAUAGAUUUGGGUGUUGAUCUUUGAUAAUAGUAAAUUUAAUGCCAAUAUGGUAGUCUCUAUAUUUUCUAACUUUCUCCAUUAAAAAAAAAAAACAUAAAAAUGAAAUCAAAACAAUUUUAUCCAUAGCUUCACAGCCAGUGAUAGAUGUUUCUUUCACAUUUUGUGAUAGUUAUAGGUUUGUUACCUAUAGCACAGCACCUCCAUCAGAAUGUGGUUUCCCUAACUUUCUACACUCCAGAUCAUCUACAUGCAACCAUUUCAUGACUCACCAAAUCUGCACAGUCCCCAUGAACAGAGACCUCAAAAAUAUCCUCUAGGAGGGUCAUGCCUAUCUUGUCUCUUUCAACAGCAAAAAAAAAACACAAUCAUUACACAUAUCAAUAAAACAUUACCUUACUCACCCCUAAACAUGAAUCACACGUAA